Molecule: messenger RNA, 1128 nt
Organism: Erythranthe guttata (spotted monkey flower)
Lineage: Eukaryota; Viridiplantae; Streptophyta; Magnoliopsida; Lamiales; Phrymaceae
Product: Transducin/WD40 repeat-like superfamily protein
Biological process (GO): mRNA splicing, via spliceosome
Cellular component (GO): catalytic step 2 spliceosome
Molecular function (GO): protein binding
Source: RefSeq, a predicted model, not a curated record
UGAGUCCCACUCCAAUUUGGGCUUCUCUUCGCGGUUUGCACCACCGGCCCACGCGAGGGUUUUAACACCCACCGGAGCACAGUAGAGCAUUCCGGCGAAGCUAACAAUGAGCGCAGCAAAUCUACCACGGACGGAGUCUAACGUGCUCCGUGGCCACGAAGGCGCGGUGCUCGCCGCGCGUUUCAACGCCAACGGCGAGUAUUGCCUCAGUUGCGGCAAAGACCGCACCAUACGGUUGUGGAAUCCCCACCGUGGAUUGCACAUCAAGACCUACAAAUCUCACGGCCGCGAAGUCAGAGAUGUCCACGUCACCCCGGAUAAUUCGAAGCUGAGUUCAUGUGGAGGCGAUCGGCAGGUGUUUUACUGGGAUGUGGCUACUGGUCGUGUUAUUCGAAAAUUCCGCGGCCAUGAUAGUGAGGUCAAUGCGGUGAAGUUUAACGAGUAUGCAUCAGUGGUGGUAUCAGCUGGUUAUGACCGUUCUGUGCGCGCUUGGGAUUGUAGAUCUCACAGCACCGAGCCUAUUCAGAUUAUCGACAACUUCUUAGAUAGCGUCAUGUCUGUUUGCUUAACGAAAACCGAGAUAAUUGCUGGAAGUGUCGAUGGAACUGUUCGAACAUUUGAUAUUCGAAUGGGUAGAGAAAUAUCAGACAAUCUAGGGCAGCCUGUAAACUGUAUAUCUCUCUCAAACGAUGGCAACUGUGUAUUAGCCGGUUGUCUUGAUUCUACUAUAAGGCUUUUGGACAGAUCAGCUGGUGAAUUAUUGCAAGAAUAUAAAGGCCAUACGUGCAAGUCAUUCAAAAUGGACUGCUGCCUAACAAACACGGAUGCCCAUGUAACUGGCGGUUCAGAAGAUGGUUAUAUUUAUUUCUGGGAUCUUGUAGAUGCAACAGUAGUGUCCAGUUUUCGAGCUCACUCCUCAGUGGUAACAAGCGUAAGCUAUCACCCAAAGGACGAUUGUAUGAUUACUGCUUCAGUUGACGGAACAAUUCGGGUCUGGAAAUCAUGAGACUGAGGUAAUAGAACAGCUUCAAUUUCAUAUUGCCUUUGGUAUUUUCUUUAAUUAACAUGACAAAGUAAUAAUACGUAACUGAAAGUGGACUUAGUAUAUGCUAUUUGACUAUUUCAUCA